This is a messenger RNA of Drosophila ananassae, 9659 nucleotides long. RefSeq names its product pericentrin. The record is from RefSeq and is a predicted model, not a curated record. Gene Ontology annotation, molecular function: molecular adaptor activity. Lineage: Eukaryota; Metazoa; Arthropoda; Insecta; Diptera; Drosophilidae. Bases 467 to 9250 code for a protein of 2927 amino acids. Gene Ontology annotation, biological process: signal transduction. The transcript has 14 exons.
CGAUGGAUAUUCUUCUCAGUUGCAUUGCGCUCGCGAUUACGUGCAACUGUUCUGAUCGGUUGCACUAUUGGUUUAUUUUAUUUUUUUUUUGUAGUUACUAUACUAUAUAUCUCCUGAAGGGAGGACUAAAAUUCUUAUAAUGUUCGUUUAAGUGCAAAAGUUCGAGUAGCUAGUUAUCCCCCAUCGUGUUGUCUUUGUUUUCGAAUCGGAAAUUAUCUGAAAUUUUACGUAAAGUUUCCAACAUAACCUACAAAAUUAUCCGUUGUUGAGUGUUUUGUGAAUCAAGUUAGAAGAUAGAAGAGAUAUUCUGUCAUCCCAAAUCCCAGUGUAAACAUCAACAAGAAAAUGGAUCAGUAGAAUGAAUGGGAAUGUGCCCAACUGAUAGGCACAAGUGUCAACAACAAAGCGAAAAGCGGCCAAGAACCAAAAUUUGGUCAUAAAUUAUUCGGGACAAGUGCAGUCCGCCAUGAAUCUGUACACCAUAUACGAUUGGAUCACUUCGCUGCUCCGUCCGCACAGCGCCAGUGUCAGCUUCAAGGCGAUCGAGGCGGCGGCGGCCGAAGAGUUGCCAGCAACAUCUGCGGCAGCAACAUCUGGAGGAACAACAUCUGCCGGCUCAGCAACAUCCCGGAGCACGGCAAAGAAAUCCGGCGGAGAGACCUGUUUCACAGUUGAUUUCGUGCCGACGCUAGAUUUUGAAUUCAAGCCAACCUCGGAGCAAUUGCAACAUGAUACCAGUGGGUCUGAUGAUGGCCCUGCGGCAGAUUACGAGUCCGACUCCGGCGAUAACGAUUCCACGCACACGUACAUAAUCUCGAGGAGCAGCUGGACGGGAGUCACUUCGAGCAGUACCCCAUAUGCUGUGAGCUCCACAGAUACCGCCGAGCUAAUCAGAAGACAGAACAAUCUCAGUCUCACGGAGGAGGAUCAGUCGGUGUCCUCGUUUAGCAUAGAACCACCCACCAGUUCCAUGACCAUUGACAUGGCCGAACAACAGACCACCACCACCACGACAACCACAAGCAGUGCCGAUGUGGGGGCCACCACAGUGACCACAACGACGGCCACGACCACCAGCACCAGUAGCAUCGAGGAGGACAUUGAGGAGGCCAUCGAGAUCAGUGAGGUGGAGGAGCAGCUGGAAACUCCCCUGGAAUCUCUAUCGGAGGCAGCUGCUUUCGCCAGACCGAAACAGCAAACGAGUGCCAAAAGCCUAAUCAGCAAUCCGGACGACCCGGAGGAUGAAGACGAGGAUGCGGAGGAGUUUCGCAUUGAUGAUGCCCAGCUCUCUGGUGGCCAGUUGGCGCAGCACUUCCUCGUGGAAAGCGAUGAGAGCUCGGAGCUCCUACCAGCCGGCUCCAAGGCGGAGGUCAGCCUCUCCUCCAACGAUGACGAUGACUUCGAUAUUAGUUUGCCAUUGGAACAGAGGAAGCCAGUGCACUCGUUGCACGAAGACGAGGAGGAGGAGUCAGUCGAGCAGUCGGAGGAUCACAGUUUAAGCAACCAGAGUACCACUGACGAUGUCUCCGAAUUGGUGGAAGAACCAGUCCAUGGAGGGGAAGACAAGACAGACGCCAGUGGCCAUCAGGAUACUCUGAUGGACGACAGCCAGGGGACCGAAGAGCAGGAUCACUCGAUGGAGGAAAUAGUGGCCACCAAUGAAUCCGUCGAAGUGACCUACGAAGCCGAGGAAACAGUCAACACUUCCCAGAAAGCAGAUUUGGUGACAGAUCUGGAUGAGGAGCCCGGAGAGCCGGUCAAGGAGGUUAUCAGACCCACAUCUACCGUGGAGACCCUGAAGCUGCCACCGCUUUUGGAGUCCCGAGUGAUGGAGAACAAAGCGGCCAAAGCUAUGUCGACUAUGCAUCUGCAACCAGAACUGAUGGAGGCCCUGGAGGUGACCAUUCUGGAGGCUAGUGAGGAGUUUGAGGAUGAUGAGGAUGACGAGGAGAGCUCCUUGCAACUGAUGAAGCUGCGUCUGAUGGCCAUGAAUCAGCAGAUGCUUGGAGACAGUGCUCCCAAGCUGUCGCCCACGGAGGCGGAGCAGACGCAAGUAGCUGGUGGCAGUUUGGAACUAAAGCAGAUGGAGCGAGUUCCACUUAAUGAGUUCUCCAAGGACGUGCUGGAGGAUAUCACCGAGGAGAGCGAACGACAGCUCUCCAUGAGCACCACCAUUGAAGAGGAGCAGGACCCACCUUCGCUGUCCCUGGAUGAGUCCAAAACGCUGCUCCAGGCAGGGGCAACUAAGGUUGGAGGCAGCAGUUCCAGUUUGGCCAGCUUAAACAUGCUGAGGCAACUGGAGGCCAAGGUCCAGGAACUGCACACCCAGCUGGAGACCAAGGACAACUGUCUCGCAUCCCUGAACCUUCAAUUGGAGGCAUCGCGAAGGGAAUCCAGUGCGGGUCCAGCGUCGGCCAGAGACACCAGCUCCUUGAUGACCAACUCCACGGAGUACCGUACGCUGCAGGAUGAACUUGGAGGACCGACCCUGGACAUCUACGUGGAGAUGUCGCGCAGAGAUGAAAUGAUUGCCAAGCUUACGGAUUCCCUGCAGCAGUCCCUGAAUGUGCGAGAAAAGCUCCAAACGGACGCAGAUCGCCUUGGAGGGGAAGUACAGAACCUGCGCCGCCAACUCCAAGAUGCCAUCGAAGCUGUGAAGCGCUCGAAUACUGUUUGGCCCGAGCAGGAAAGCAAUCCUGGCCAGCGUCUGUCAGAAAUCUCAAUGGACCUGAUAAGCGAAAGUGAUGAUGAUUUGGAUCGCCAUUUCCUGACCGACAACGAAGAGCGAGGAUCACGUAGCUCCAAAGAGAGGCAGCUGCCUAACAUGCAUCCCAUCGAUGACUUGGGUCUGGAGCACCUGAAUCCGGACUGGACUCCGGCUUUCAGCAAGCAAAUCGAGCAGUUCCACAGCUAUCUGUUGCCAAACGAACAGCGCAUUUUCCUGAUGGUCCAACGCAAGUUCGACGACUACUUGAGCCAACAGCUGGCCCUGUGCCGGGACCAGAAUGCCCAGGAGCUGAAGAUCGCCCGGGAUCAGUGGGAGAGUGAGAAACAGAGUAGCGAGCAAUCCCAGCAAGUGGCUCAUGCCAAGGAGAUGGAGGAGUUGCGGAAGUACUUCGAGCACAAGUGCGCCGACCUGGAGAAGCAGUUCUCCGACGAUGUCUUCUCGCACAAAUCCCAGAACCUGGGCGGUGAUAGCUCCUCGGAGUGCUCCGAGGUGGAUCAAAUGCCAGAGGAGAUGGUGGUGCCUGCAGUAUCUUCCAAGGAGCCAUCGCCACGGAAAAGGAAACGGGCAGAGCUGUUGCUCAGUCCCAGUCACCGUCAAAUGACGCCAUGUGGCCUGGAUUCUUUGGGGGAAACAAAUCAGAAGGAUGAAGCUGGUCGAGAUAACACUUUGGAAGUGGCUGACCUUAAGAUAUUCUACCAGACCCAUAUCCACGAGUUGAAAAGAGCUCACGAGGAUCAGGUGCGCAAACUGAACGAUCGCCUCAAGUUCUAUGAACGCCGGCAGGGAGAUGAUGACUACAAGCCUGAAGCCCAAUCACCCGCUCGUACCUGCCCGGAACUGGAAUCCGCGGAUAAAUCAUCCCCCGGAGGACUCGCCAACACCUCCCUCAUCAUCAUCGACGAGGAUGAGUUGAAUUUUAAUAACGAAUCUCAGGUUAUUCAGCGUAUCAUCGAGGAGUACGAGCGAAGACUGCAGGAGCAGUUGGCUCUGGCCCGGCAGGACAUCGCCAAUGAGCUGGAGCAGCACAUUCAGAAUUUGCUGUCGGAGAACACCGUGGACGAUCAGCAUUGGCCCAAGGAGCUGAUCUUGCUGCGGGAGAAGUUUACGGCCAAGAGUCAACUGGAGAUUACUCAGCUGAAUAUUAAACAUGCCGACGAGAUGUCGCGCCUGAAAUUGGAAUACGAGAAGCAGCUCAACCGGAAGAACAAGCGUCACCUCACCUUCGAUGCGGCCCGUGACCUGGAGCAGGUGAUCUGCGAACGAGAUGGUCUCAGGGAACUGUCGAAGAGUUUCCGCUCCGUGCUCUGCCGGCUGGCCAAGUGCGUGGCCAACUGCGAGGAGGAUCUGAAUGCCACUCUGUCGGAGGAGGUGCAGCGUCUGCUGCAGCACAGCCGCAGUCAGGAUGGAGGCGACGAUCUGGAGGUUACCCUCAGCAGCUCCCUGAACAACACCAAGCAAAUGCUCCGAGUGCCGGAUGUGCACAGCCUGCUGGAAGUGGUCGAGGAUCCCAGUUUGCUGCAGUUCAUCGACAGCAAGAGCAACGAAGAGCCCAGUGAGGACUUCGACUUGAACGACUGCCUGGAGAGGUUGAAGUCGGAGGCGUCGUACCUGCUGCAUUUGUCGGAGGACUUGCACAAGCAGCGUCCCCAAAACGAUGAGUCCCUGGAGCACGUGGAGGAGCAGGAGAAGCAGGAGCAUGAGCUGUGUUGCGAGGCAGAGGAUGGCCUGAAGACUACAGCUGCUGCAGUGCAGCAGGCGGUGCUUGCCAAAUUUCUGCGCACCAACUCCCUAAACGACCAGCAAAUGGGAGUGGCCAGCCAGCGGAAGAACAGUAACCCGGAGGCGGGAAAAACCCAUACCUCUCUGCCUCCGGAUCUUCAGCAGCAUGCCGGAAAUGCUUCAGAGCUCUCCUUCCAGCUGGUGGAGCUGAAGAACCGCUUGAUCAAGUCGGAGACGGAUCGUCAGAAACUGCAGCAGCAACUGACCCACACCAUCGACCGGAAUGCCGAACUGGGCCAGGAGCUGCAGGCUCUGAGGGACCAGUUGUCGCAGCUGAAUUCCCUAAACCACACGGACUACAACGAGGGCUAUGGCCUGGGAGCUCUGAAGAGCCUGGACCAAUCGUCAGCCAGUUUUGCUGCCCUCCAGGAGCGAGCCCGCCACCUGCUUUCCUCCUCCCCCGUAAAGGAGCAGCCGUCAAGGGACCAGGCCAAUUCCACUGUGGUGUUGCUCCAAAUGAUUGAAGACUUUUGCCGCGAGGGUGACAAGGUGGUCGAGUGCGGCAAGAAGGAUCGCGAAGAUCUGCAAUCUCAGAUCGAUACCGCUGACAAGCAGCUGAAGGAUACAAGGCGUUUCCUGGAGGAUCAGGCCGCCGAACGCGAACAGGAACGUGACGAGUUCCAGCGCGAAAUCGAGCGGCUGAAGGCUCAAUUACGUGACAAGGAGAAGGAGCACAGCUCCUAUGCCAAUGCCUCCGAGGAGUCGAAUUUAGCGAAGAAUAAGCAUUAUGCCCAACUGGAGGUCCAGUUGAGGGAAGUCAACCUCCAGCUCAGCGAAUCCAAUGCCAAGCGGGACAAAUUCGAGGUGGAACUGAAGGCCUCGAUCGACAAGAUCUUCGUCCUUCGGGAGAUCAUCUCGGAGCUGGAAACCCAAGUCCAGACCAAAGCCUUGAAUGAGCAAGUGCUGGCCGAAAAGGCCAAGCAACUGGAGGAGUAUGUCAGUCUGCAGAUUCGGGACAAUGAUGCACUGCAGCAGGAAGUUCACAGCCUGAAGACCGACAUCGGCGAGGGCUACCAAUCCAGGAUUCGCCUGCUGGAGGAGAAGUUGCAGCAGGGAAGGACCAGCGGUGAACAGAGUGCUGUCCUGGGGCAAGUGGCCGAAAAGCUGCGAGACAUUGAAACUACUCUGGAGCAGAAGACCAAAGUCCUAGAAUCGCUGCACAACUCCAACACCGCCUCUAAUUCGUGCAGCUUAAGUGUCACGGAGGACGUCUCCUGUCCUGGAAGCAGACCCGUGACUGCAGACGGUUCCCCCUCCCAUCCUCUCACUGUUGAAGGCGUCCAGCGGGUAACCGAAAAGCUGGACAAGCACACCAGGGUCGAGGAGGCGGCUAUCAAGAGGAUUCGUGACCUGGAGAUGCAGGUCCAACAAAUGCGCGCCGGCUGUGUGGAACUCCAACAUGAAAGGGACUCGCUGCAGGGGCGCAUGGACGAGCAGACCCAAAGGAUAUCCACGCUGCAGAACCGCCUGGAGGAGCAACGCCAGCGGGCCGAGCAACUCCAUAGGGCUGGCACCUCUGACCUGAAUACCCGGGUCCAUGAACUCCAGGGCGAAGUUCAGAACCUGAGCGAGCAGUUGGCAGCUCGGGACAAGCAAAUGGCCACUGUGCGGCAGCAGCUGCAACGCAGCAAGGAGGAGAUCAUGCGCCUGGAGGCGGAGCUCACGGUGCGCACCCAACCGGAUCGUAGUCUGGUGGACAAACUGGAGGCCGAAGUGCAGCAGAAAGGUGCCGAAAUAGGUAAGCUGAAGGAGAAGAUACGCACCGAGAUGAUCAACCGACUGGCACUGCCCGAUCUUAUGGAAACUAUGCUGGCGGACAAGAAUGAUGAAAUCGAUCACCUUCGCGAUCAACUGGAGGCCAAGGAGAAGGAGCUCCAAGCUGUUAACCAAGAGGGUAGUCUGCUUUCUACACCAGUAGCAGGACUAGGAGCGGGAGAUGCGGGAGGAAAACAGGACUCGGGUGGCAAGUCGAGUGCCCGCACACUGAGCGACAUUGGAUCGAUUUCAGAGUAUCCAGAACCGGAUGUGGACAGGAGAGCAGUGAUGCUGAGCCUAAAUGCUCCUGGCCUUCAUAUCAGCGAAGGCGCGGCUGGCUUCCUGCAUCAGACUAUGGAAACAUCCAAGGAAGCGGUUGCCAAUUUAACACACAAGCGCACGGACGAUUUAAGUGGCUUUGUGGCUCCUUAUCCAGUGAACACGUUCGAGCAUCCUCACUACUUCCAGGCCCUUGGCGUUACAGCCCAGAGUAGUGAUGGCCUCACUCCUGGUCUGGUGCCACGCCAAAUCAACUUCUCCAACCUCACGGCAGAGGAUUCCAAGCUGAAGACCCCAAGUCUCUUAAUACAGACCCCAGAUAUGCCCAAACCAACAACGCCAUCGGAAGUACAACAAUUGCGCCAAAAGCUAACUCUUUUGGAGAAGGAGAAACAGCGACAGCAAAAGGACAUGGAAACGAAACUGCAGGAUUUGCAAAACCAACUUCAGAUGGAGCAAGAGCAACUGGGUCGACAAGCCCAGAGCCUGCGCAGUCACCAGGAAAGUGAGCAGAAGUACAGACUCCGCAUUGAAUCUCUGGAGUCCAAGAUUCUGGAGGCAGCCGCCCAGGAGGCCGCCGAACGGGAGAACCUUCGCAGGGAACUGAACUGCGUCAGUGCUGCACAUGAGCAGUGCGAAGAUGCAGCUGCUGCCCGUAAAAGAGAACUGGAAACUCUUAAUGGCGAAGUGAAACUCAAGGCAGAUCAACUGCUGGCUGCUCAGCGACGCUGCACUGAGCUGGAACUCCAAGUUCAAAGCCUAGAAAGGGAUCUGGAGCGUCUCAAAAACAGCGACAAUAGCUCAAAGCAGUAUUCCGUGGACGAAAUUGCCCAGCAGGUGGAGAAGGAACUGAACUACUCCGCCCAGUUGGAUUCGAAUAUUCUAAAGGCCAUUGAGAGCGAGGAGGAGAACAAUCUGGACAAGAAGCUACUGCAGAAGGAGGUCCAAACAGAGGAGGAGCACCAGCCGGGCACUGGCAACGGCACCGAUGAUGAGAACUUCACCGGCGAACGGGAGCUGCUGAACCAACUGGAAGCCCUCAAAGCUCAGCUGGCCGUGGAGAGGGAACAAUGUGAGACAUUGAGCAAAGAGCUGCUGGGCGAGAAGCAGCACUCUCAGGAAAUCCAAGAGCAGGACGUAGUGAUAAUCGAGGCCAUGCGAAAGAGACUAGAAACCGCCCUGGACGAGGAGGAUGAGCUGCACAAGCAGUUGGAUCAGGAGCGAGAACGUUGUGAGAGGCUGCAGACUCAACUAACUUCCCUACAGCGAGCAGAAAGUCGCCGGAAUAGUUCUCUACUCCUCAAGUCCCCCAAUGAUUCUCCUCGCAAGUCCCCAAGAGCCGAUUUCGAGACAGAACUUGGAGAUCGCCUGCGCAGUGAAAUCAAACUUCUGGCGGCCCAAAACGAGAGGGAAAGGGAGCGGUAUGCCGAUGCCCAAAGAAGCAACGAGCGGGAACGCCAGCGGUUCGAGAAAGAGCUCCAAGAGCGGGUGGCCUACUGCGAGCGACUGAAACAAGAGAUGGAGAAGCUAUCGCGGGACAAGGAAUCAGCUGAACUCGAACUGGAGCACUUUAAUGAGCGCCUGACUCUGCAAGCCACUGAGAUCGAGAGUCUGGAGGCCAGACUUGUUACCCUCCAAGAGGCGGAAACGCGAAGAGCCAACACCCGCACCCGUCAGCACCAGGAAACUGUGAAACUCCAGGCCGAGAUCCAUGAACUGAAGUCAAGACUCCUGGCCGCUGAAGCUUCUCGAGACUGCCUGGACCAAAAGGUCACCCAACUGCGUUUCGAUGUGAGCCGCUCCAGUCAAAGGGAAGCCAAGCUGGCUGAGGCUCUGGCCCAGGCCAAUGAUCGUCUCGCUCACAGCACGGACGACAAUGUGCCGGCGCAAUUUCUGCAAAAGAUGCAGGAGAUCAAUGCCCUGGUGGCGGAGAAUACCCAGGAGAACAGACAGAUGGCUGAGACUGUUCAGUUUCUGGUGGGUGAGAGGAUUGCACUGCAGAAGAAGUGCGAGGAACUCGGCGGAUCUGGCAAUACCAAUGUGGCUGAGCUGGAGGAGCGUUGCCGGCAGCUAAUCGGUCGCUAUCUGCGAGUGGAGUCUCACCGCAAGGCAUUGGUCUACCAGAAGCGGUAUUUGAAGCUAACCCUAGAAGGCUAUCAGGCCAGUGAGCAGCUGGCUCUGCAGAAUCUCCGCGGAGGACCUCCGCCUGUAAAGCGAAAUAUUAAAAAGAAGUUCAAGACUGUAGCUCUGGCCAUUAUUGCCAUUCAGCGCAUCAAAUAUAUUGGACGCAUUUGGCACACUGGAAAGCGAAUUGUCAGCAAGUCGGUCUUCACCAUAACCCAGCAGAGAAACGGUCCUGGACUUAAUGUGAAUGUGGCACCGCCCCCCUCUCCACUGCCAGUGCCCAACUCGAAUCUACCCACCAAUAGCCACAGUAGCAACAACAGCAACCUGACGGGCCGACUUAAUUAUGCGCCCGUAUCGCCAACAAUGAUUAAUUAUGGCAACCUGCAACCGAUUGUGUUGCCGUCGGAUUUUGCCCUCCAAGCGCCAACAACAUCGUUGCACACCACCUUCACCUCCACCAGCAACAACCACAAUAAUAACAAUAAUAAUAAUAAUAGUAAUGAGAGCAGUUUGCCCUCAUUGGCCAGAUUGGAUUGGCCAACAAUGCAAAAACCGAAAAGAGCACAUGCGCGGCAUCACUGACCAGAUUAGGCCGCCAAAUGCUCAAAAGAUAGGUCUUAAUUUUAUUUUAAGCCAUAUUGAAGACACUUUAUAGAAUGCAGCAUCCAGGAUGUGGGACAAGAGAUCCAUUUUAGUGUUAAUUACCUGUACCAUUUCUCCCAUCCAUCUAGUUAUAAGCUGUUGUAACCUAUUUUAAGUGAAAACAACGCAUCCACACCAAACUCUAGGCAUGUAAUCGUCUGUAAGUGUUAUUUGUAUUUACCGCCCAAGUGUAGCCAUAAGCAUAAACCUAAUCCAUAUCCCAGUAUUUUUGAUUGGUUCGACUGACUAGAGUCGCUUACAGUUAGUUUUAUUUUUUAAUUGAUUUGCGUUCGACUGUAUAAGUUUCCUAAUAAGUUGAUUAAACCAAAAGAUUUAUUUGAACCCAGUA